Molecule: messenger RNA, 777 nt
Organism: Cornus florida
Lineage: Eukaryota; Viridiplantae; Streptophyta; Magnoliopsida; Cornales; Cornaceae
Product: lysine-rich arabinogalactan protein 19
Exons: 1
Coding region: 184-579 (131 amino acids)
Source: RefSeq, a predicted model, not a curated record
CGGAGUCUCUUUUUCUUCAAUCCUAUAUAAAUACUCCUCCUCCCUGUCGCUUCAGUUCUUAAAACACACACACUCUCUAGAAUUACAAGUCUCUCUCUAUAAUUACUUGUGAAUCUGUGAUCGUUAGGUUUCUCUCUCUAAAAUCCUGUUUUCAGUGUUUGAAGAGAGAGGAAAGCGACGAGAAUGGCUUACUCGAGAGUGGUGUUUGCUGUGAUUUUUGCUCUGGUGGUUGGAUCUGCUCUCGCUCAGGCUCCGGCGGCUACGCCGACCGUUUCGCCGACUGCUUCUCCGACUAAGUCGCCGGUGGCGGCUCCCGCUCCCGUCGUGGCGCCACCGACCUCCGCGCCAACAACCUCACCGCCGACCUCCGCGCCAACAACCUCACCGCCGACCUCAACUCCUGUUACUUCUCCGCCAGCUCCUCCGUCUCCCGCAUCGUCUCCCGCCGCCAAUUCUCCAUCGAUCUCUACUACUCCCAGCGAAUCUCCGUCGUCGACUCCGAAUUCCGCCGGUCUGAUAAGAGCUGCCUUCGGCGGAUCUGUAUCUGCACUCGUGUUCGCUUCGGCGGUGUUGCUUUAGAUCUGAUCUGGAUGUUUUAUACUUUGCAGUAGUGGAUGAUUUUAGGGUUUAUGUAGUGGUUUUAUUUUAUUUAUUUUUUAUUUUUUAUUUUCUUUUGUAGUAGACGUUGAUGAUGGCGAUUAUAUGGUCUGAUUUACUGUUGAUUUUGAGAUCUUAUUCUGUUACUGUUAAUUAUUUUAUGGAUUCAAUUUUGUGAUA